GGGGGCCCGGAGGAGCAGGAACGGAAGGGGAGGAAGAAUCAGGAGGAUGAGAAAGUGCUUAAAGUUGCCGACGCAAAGAAAACUUUUGAAAAGCAUAAGCCACCAGAGGGGAAAGCACCAACACCACCACCCAGCACAGCCAGAAAAGACACAAUGAGGCGAGUGGUACGACAGAGCAAAUUUCGGCAUGUGUUUGGACAAGCAGUGAAAAAUGAUCAGUGUUACGAUGACAUCCGCGUUUCCCGUGUUACUUGGGAUAGCUCCUUUUGUGCAGUAAACCCCAAAUUUGUUGCAAUAAUUGUAGAAGCUAGUGGUGGCGGAGCAUUCCUGGUGCUGCCUUUGCACAAGACGGGCAGAAUUGACAAGUCAUAUCCAACAGUUUGUGGCCACACUGGACCGGUGCUUGACAUAGAUUGGUGUCCUCAUAAUGACCAGGUCAUCGCCAGCGGUUCUGAGGACUGCACUGUCAUGGUGUGGCAGAUUCCCGAGAAUGGACUCACCCUGUCCUUGACGGAGCCGGUGGUAGUUUUAGAAGGCCAUUCGAAAAGAGUCGGCAUUGUGGCUUGGCAUCCUACUGCACGUAAUGUGCUGCUCAGUGCAGGUUGUGAUAAUGCAAUCAUCAUCUGGAAUGUGGGAACAGGUGAAGCCCUCAUCAACUUGGAUGACAUGCAUGUGGAUAUGAUUUACAAUGUGAGCUGGAAUCGCAAUGGCAGCCUAAUCUGUACAGCUUCCAAAGACAAAAAAGUUCGAGUUAUUGACCCCAGGAAACAAGAAAUCGUUGCUGAGAAAGAGAAAACCCAUGAGGGAGCCCGGCCCAUGCGAGCCAUUUUCCUUGCUGAUGGGAACAUCUUCACAACUGGCUUCAGUCGCAUGAGUGAGCGGCAGCUUGCCCUUUGGAAUCCAAAGAACAUGGAAGAGCCAAUAGCCCUUCAUGAGAUGGACACGAGCAAUGGGGUCCUGCUGCCGUUCUAUGAUCCAGACACCAACAUUAUUUACUUGUGUGGCAAGGGGGACAGCAGCAUUCGCUACUUUGAGAUCACAGAUGAAUCCCCAUAUGUUCACUACCUCAACACCUUCAGCAGCAAAGAGCCGCAGAGGGGGAUGGGGUUCAUGCCAAAGAGGGGCCUGGAUGUGAACAAGUGUGAGAUUGCCAGGUUCUUCAAGCUUCACGAGAGGAAAUGUGAGCCCAUCAUCAUGACGGUCCCUCGAAAGUCGGACCUUUUCCAGGAUGACCUGUACCCUGAUACAGCUGGCCCUGAAGCAGCUCUGGAAGCAGAAGAGUGGUUUGAGGGGAAGAAUGCUGAUCCCCUGCUCAUUUCCUUGAAACACGGGUACAUUCCAGGCAAGAAUAGGGACCUCAAAGUGGUCAAGAAGAAUAUACUGGACAACAAGCCUGCAGCAAACAAGAAAAGUGAUCUCAUAAAUGCUCCAAAGAAAGCAGCUGAUGCCUCAAACAUUCAAAAUGAAGCCAAAUUGGAUGAGAUUUUGAAAGAGCUGAAAUCUAUAAAAGACACGAUCACCAAUCAAGACGAGCGCAUUUCCAAGCUAGAACAGCAGAUGGCGAAGAUUGCAGACUGAGCGGAGGGCGAGAGCAGCGGCUGGCACACGCUGCCAGCCCUGAACACAUUCCAGUUCCCAAGUUCGGCAAGCAGCAGCGUGCAGCAUUCCAAUACGAGCUUUCCUGUUCUCCUAAAUUAACGUCAACGAAAGCGGAUGAUUAAAAGCCAAGCUUUUUAGUGAAAAGAUUUUUUUUUCCUGAUGUUUUAAUGAAUUAUGUGACUGUGUCAAACAAGUCAAAAAGAAUAAGUGCUACUUUUACAGUCUUUUUUCCAGAUGUUAUGAAUUCUUGAAAACAAACCCCUUCUGACUUUCAAUGUUGUGCCCAAAUAUCUUUUUUCUAGAUUUAGGGACCAAUGCCACAUUGUUCUUAACCAUUUUUUAAAGUUGCCAAAAACAAAAAAAAAACAAAGGUUGCUUUUUAUUUUUCUUAUUUGCCACUUUGCAGUAUUUGUGUUUUAAAUUUAAAGGGACGGCACUGUGUGUGUGUGCGUGUGUGUGCGCGCAUGUGUGUGUGGUGGGUGUUUAUACUGUUUAGAGAACAAAACUGAAGCUAUUUUAUAUAAAUCUUCGAUUUUGAACAAUCAGAUCAGUUUCGUUUGCAGUGUGGCCAAGGCUGCUGCUGAGACCCCUCAUAAAUCCAUGCUAGUUGACUUUCCUGCCUUGUGUUCUGGUCACUGUUUCCUGUUAGGUAGAAAACACGAUUCCGAAUGAGGUGAUUCAUGCCACAAAAUGCCUUUUGCCCCUCUGCACCCUACAGAAAUUUUAAACUAGCUUCAUGUUGCUCUUUCAAAGUAAUCCAGUGUUUUGGAUUAUUUUAGCCAUGUCCAAAUGGGCAUGUUUUAGUUGCUGAGUUUGUUUUUAUUUUAAGGCAAAAGUUACCUUAAUGCAGAAAAUGUUUUUACAUUUAUCCGUGGACUAUAAAGUUUAGGGCGUGCAAUGAAAGAUAAAUGCCAGUUUGCGAGCGGUGGGACAUUCGCAUGUAACCAGGUUCUCCCUUGUGUCCGUUUCAGCUGUAUGCAUUGCUGUAAAUAUUUGUUUCUGCACUAGAGCUGCAACACCAGGAUCUUUGGCUCGUUUACUUUAAGAAGCUUUUAAAAUUUGUGAGCUUGCAAUUCUUUGGCCCCCAACUUUAGUGCUGCUGUUAGAAAUUUCUGCCCUGACUUUGCUUCCAAAGCACCAUUAGAAAUAGCUAGGUGAUUUUAUAGUGACAGGUCUCCAGAAACGAAAUUCCUCUGUUUUUUGGGUUUUUUUUCUCCCUCUAUCAUUCCUGCCUCGUUACCCCGCCCCUGCAGUAAAACUUUGCAGGAAAUAUUUUGUUCUCGGAUCAGAUAAGUGACCUUCAUCUGAGGUGCACUGCAAUCCCAGCCCUUUGGAGUGGAAGGGCUAGGGGAGGGUUAUUCUUUUUUGGUCCCAGUUUGGAGAACUGAUUUCUCAUGCUGUCCUUUGAGAUCCUCAGGUGAAAGACCCAGUGAGCUCACAGCACUCAAUAGCGCAUCUUGAAAUUUCUUCUAUGCCUC
This is a messenger RNA of Struthio camelus australis, 3077 nucleotides long. It is a transcript of the gene CORO1C, whose product is annotated as coronin 1C. Gene Ontology annotation, biological process: neural crest cell migration; actin filament organization. Lineage: Eukaryota; Metazoa; Chordata; Aves; Struthioniformes; Struthionidae. Gene Ontology annotation, molecular function: actin filament binding. The record is from RefSeq and is a predicted model, not a curated record.